This is a messenger RNA of Nakaseomyces glabratus, 648 nucleotides long. It is a transcript of the gene RPB5, whose product is annotated as DNA-directed RNA polymerase core subunit RPB5. The record is from RefSeq and is a predicted model, not a curated record. Gene Ontology annotation, molecular function: DNA binding. Gene Ontology annotation, cellular component: RNA polymerase II, core complex; RNA polymerase III complex; RNA polymerase I complex. Gene Ontology annotation, biological process: DNA-templated transcription. Lineage: Eukaryota; Fungi; Ascomycota; Saccharomycetes; Saccharomycetales; Saccharomycetaceae.
AUGGAUCAAGAAAACGACAGAAGUAUUUCCAGAUUAUGGAGAACGUUUAGAACCGUGAAGGAGAUGGUUAGAGACAGAGGUUAUUUCAUUGCCCAGGAGGAGCUUGACCUAACACUUGAGGACUUCAAGGUAAAAUACUGUGAUUCCAUGGGCAGAGCACAACGUAAGAUGAUGUCUUUCCAAGCCAACCCUACAGAGGAAUCCAUGACUAAGUUCCCAGAUAUGGGUACACUUUGGGUUGAGUUCUGUGAUGAGCCAUCUGUCGGUGUCAAGACUAUGAAAACUUUUGUCAUACAUAUUCAAGAAAAACAAUUCCAAACUGGUAUCUUCAUCUACCAAAACAACAUCACACCAAGUGCGAUGAAGCUUGUGCCCUCGAUCCCUCCAGCAACCAUAGAAACCUUCCACGAGGCUGCUCUAGUCGUCAACAUCACCCACCAUGACCUUGUUCCAAAGCAUAUAAGAUUAAAUGAAGAAGAGAAAGCGGAAUUGCUGAAGAGAUACAGAUUGAAGGAAUCCCAGCUUCCAAGAAUCCAAAGAGCUGACCCUGUUGCUCUGUACCUAGGUCUAAAGAGAGGUGAGGUUGUUAAGAUCAUCAGAAAGAGUGAAACUGCAGGCCGUUACGCCAGUUAUAGAAUCUGUAUGUAA